This is a messenger RNA of Eimeria maxima, 831 nucleotides long. RefSeq lists its product as hypothetical. Gene Ontology annotation, molecular function: metal ion binding. The record is from RefSeq and is a predicted model, not a curated record. Bases 1 to 831 code for a protein of 276 amino acids. The transcript has a single exon. NCBI's taxonomy places the organism in Eukaryota, Apicomplexa, Conoidasida, Eucoccidiorida, Eimeriidae.
AUGAGUGAAAGGGAUCGAGCCCGCCGCAUUUUGCCAGCUUCAGUGGCCAGCCAAGUGACCCUAGAAGGACCUGAGCGUGUUGAGGUGUGCUUGCUCUUCCGAGAUGGAAUCUGCACAAUGGGUGAUUCUUGCAUGUUUGCACACUCUCCCUUGCUGCUGCCGCUUCCCGCGGCUGCUGCGGCAACGGCGGCAGCGGCAGCGGCAGCGGCUGCACCCGGAGGCGUUGCCGCUCCCCUUUUAGGCGGGCAGCAGAGGCAGGAGGAUCAGCAGAUGCAGCAGCAGCAUCAGCAUCAGCGGUUGAGGCAACAGCGGCAGCGGCGGCAGGAGAGGCUGCACUAUUGGCAGCGGUGGCACGAGCCUCUGCGUGAGCUGGCAGAGCGUGAAGACUUCUUUGAGUCGUUUGACACCCUUGAUACUCCCAGGAGUUUCUACAAUCCUGAGUGGCCCGCGGUUUCCUACGCUGCACACCCAGCAGCUCCAGGCGGCGCCUCUGCUCAAGAAUUUGGAGACUCGAGGGGUCACGUCCUGCUGCCUCGGUACGCGGCUCAGAUGCAAUCAUCCUUCGAAGAAGACGUGCCCCAUAACCCUCGAGCUGUGAGCCUUCUUAGAGCAGAAGCAGCACUGCGUUCUACGCAGGCAGCCCCUGAGGCUUCACGCCACCCUGGAGAACCUCAGACCCCUCAGAGGCCUCAGCCUGCUCCGCAGCCCUCAUCCAGGGGAGCCCGACAGCCGCGCUACAGAGGAAGCCCUCUUUUCGACGACGAGUUCCUCUUGGGCUCGCUGCUGUGUGCGGCAGCAAGAGACAGAGUGCCCCGUCUCUCCCCCCGCUGA